Molecule: messenger RNA, 715 nt
Organism: Rhagoletis zephyria (snowberry fruit fly)
Lineage: Eukaryota; Metazoa; Arthropoda; Insecta; Diptera; Tephritidae
Product: protein TsetseEP-like
Source: RefSeq, a predicted model, not a curated record
AUGCUUAUCAUCAGCAGCAACAGCAACAGCAACAGCUCGCGAAUUGAAAUGCCUCCCUUGGACGCUCUGGCUUGUGUAGCCAAUGCUAACUCUAUCGGUUUGGCCGGUCUAGCAGGACCAUCAUUCAAUGUUGCCCACCCCAAACGGCAGCCGCAGCCCGAAACUCAACCUCAACCUAGCCCAGAGCAACUACCUGAGGAAGAGGAUAAUGUAAAACGGGAGCAAAAACGGGAGCUCGAUCUCAUUGCCCAAGCUAUUUUGAAUCGUUUGCGUCCAAGGCCACAGGAAAAACCCGAGCACGAACCCGAAUCGAAGCCUAAGCAGGAGCCUGUUAGCAAUCCAUGGCAAAGUCGCCCAAAUAGCCAGCCAAAACCGGCGCCAGAACCAGAACCAGAAGCACCAGUGGAUUCAGAGCUAGAAGCUGUCCGCAAUCCAUGGCAAAACCGCCCGCAGGGCCAUCUUAAACCUCAACCACAACCAGAACCAGAGCAACAAUCCGAACAAGAGCCUGGACGCAAUUUAUGGCAGAGUCGUCCACAGAGACAACCAAAACCUGAAUUGGAGCCUCAGCCAGCGUCGGAGCAAGAGUCCGAAGAAUCCGUACGAGAAUCAUGGCUACAUCAUCUUGCUUUUGUACCACAUCUUCCACAUAGACAACCAAGACCAGAGCAAAAAGAAGAAGACGAACGUUCAGCUGAGUCGGUCAAUGCUGGAG